Molecule: messenger RNA, 2163 nt
Organism: Olea europaea var. sylvestris
Lineage: Eukaryota; Viridiplantae; Streptophyta; Magnoliopsida; Lamiales; Oleaceae
Exons: 5
Coding region: 1-2163 (720 amino acids)
Molecular function (GO): nucleic acid binding; RNA-DNA hybrid ribonuclease activity
Source: RefSeq, a predicted model, not a curated record
AUGACAUGUAUUGUAAAUGUUGGAAAUUCAGAAUCAUUAGUAUACAUGUCCUUAAUGUACUCAAAACCAAGGAAUUUUGCACUUAAAGUAGUUAAAAUGAUUCAUGAUCAGAAUGAAUUACAAACUCUUUUGGCCACAGGUAAUGCUGCCAUGUCUCUAAGACUCGUACAAGUUAAUAGAGCUCCUUAUCAUACCGGGGUCUUGGUGAAAGAGGUUAACAAAGUCCAGCAACCUAUCUACUAUGUAAGCAAGGUCUUACUGGACGCGGAAACCAGGUAUACUUUGGCGAAACAACUUGCCCUUGCCUUGGUUAUAGCAGCAAGGAAACUCCGACAGUAUUUUCAGUCUCACCCUAUUGUGGUGCUCACUAAUCAACCACUUAGGCAUAUACUUCAGAAGCCGGACGUAUCAGGAAGACUGAUGAAAUGGGCAAUCGAGCUUGGGAAAUUUGACAUAGAAUUCAAACCACGUCCAUCUAUCAAAGUCCAAGCUCUAGCCGACUUCAUUGCAGAACUAACCCCCAGGCCUCGGGGGCCAGGUAAUAGCUCGAGCAUGAGCACUAAUUUGGACACUUGGCAAAUAUUUGUGGAUGGAGCAUCGAACUCCUCGGGCUCGGGCGCAGGGGUCAUCAUCAUCAGCCCUGACAAACAAACGGAGAUCCAAUGCGCUCUCAGGUUCGAGUUUGAAGCAACCAACAAUGAGGCUGAGUAUGAGGCCGUCGUUAUUGCUCUUGAGCUAGCCCUUGGCCUAGAACUCGAGUUCGUAAAGGUAUUCAGCGAUUCAAAGCUAGUGGUCGAACAGAUUGAAGGAUCAUUUGAAAGGAAGGAGGAGAAAAUGAUUUUGUACUGUAUGAAGGUUCAGGAUCUUCAGCGAAAAUUCAAGAGCUGUGAAAUUACAAAAAUUGCUCGAAAGGACAACGGAAAAGCUGAUGCAUUAUCCAGGCUUAUGUUCAUGGGGGUAGACGGCCUUGACAGAACGGUUCACAUAAAAAUCAUCACAGAACCCAGCAUCAGUCAAAUCCUCGACAUCAUGGACAUUGACAACGAACCAUCCUGGAUGGACCCGAUCAUAGAAUUCAUCACAAACGGAAGUCUACCAAGCGAUGCUAGGUUGGCCAGAAGCAUCAGAGCCCGAGCUCCUAGGUACUGCAUGAUCAGCGGUGUCCUCUUUCGCAGAAGUAUUACUCUUCCAUACCUAAGGUGCCUCAGGCCAUCAGAAUCAUCCCAGGCCCUUGCUGAAGUCCAUGAAGGUGUGUGCGGGAAUCAUCAAGGGGCCAGGGCCUUGGCCUUUAAACUCGUACAAUAUGGAUACUACUGGCCAACUAUGAACAGAGACGCCUCAGAAUAUGUUAAAAGAUGUGAUAGGUGCCAGAGGUUUGGUAAUGUUAUCCACUCACCAGCCGAAGAUCUCACCAACAUUAACUGUUCGGCCCCGUUUGAACAAUGGGGAGUUGACAUCCUCGGCCCCUUUCCUUUGACAAGAGGCCAAUUAAAGUUUGUUGCUGUAGCAGUAGAGUACUUCACAAAAUGGGUAGAGGCCGAACCCCUCGCCACAAUUUCGGAGCCCAAGCUGAGAACCUUCACUUGGAGGUCUAUCAUUUGUAGGUUCGGGGUACCAAAGAGCAAUGGCCUGGCCGAGGUAACAAAUCGAAUCAUAUUGCAAGACCUCCGAACAAGAAUAACCGAUGCAAGGGGUUCUUGGUCCAACGAGCUGCCUGCUAUACUUUGGACAACAACUCAUAGGACAACCAUAGGAGAAACCUCUUUUAUGUUAGCCUAUGGCGUUGAAGCAAUGGUCCCAGUGAAAAUUAGACUGCCAUGCCAUAGGAGGCUCGUGCCAGAAACCUCGGAGCAUACAACUGAACAUCUUGAUCUCUUGGAAGAAGUACGGGAGCAAGCCGCUAUAAAGGUGGCCUCUUACCAAACUAAGACAGCGAAACAUUUUAAUAGCAAAGUCAAGGCUCGGAGGUUCAGAGCUGGCAAUUUGGUCUUGAGGAGGGCCGAAGCAGCAAGCCACCCCCCAGGGAAGCUCAGGCCCAUCUGGGAAGGGCCCUUUGAGGUCAUACGACAGGUUCGUAAAGGAGCAUACAGCUUAAGAGACACCUCGGGCAGACCUCUUCCGAGGCCCUGGAAUGCCGACAAUCUAAAAAUAUAUUACAAGUAA